AUGUCUUUAACAAAAGUCGUUAAGGAUCUAAAAGGUCGUCUUGAUGGAAAAGUCUGCAUUAUUACUGGAGGAGGAAGUGGAAUCGGCUUUGAAGCCUCGGUUCUUUUUGCACGAGAAGGAGCUGAUGUUGUUGUAGCUGAUAUCAAUCUCAAAGCAGCUGAAGCUACAAUUGAAAGGAUUAAGGAUAAAACCGGGCCAAUACAUGUUCGUAAACAUGCUAUUGCUUUGAAAUGUGACGUUUCCAAAGAAGCAGAAGUUAAGAAAUUGGUGGAAGACACUCUGAAAGAAUUUGGUAAGCUUGAUGUUAUGUUUAAUAAUGCGGGAGUUUGGUUUGGAUGCAAAUACGCUAUUGAAGCAAUCCGAAGGGGAGGCAAAGGUGGUAGUAUAAUUAACACGGCAAGUUUUGUCGGGCUAAUGGGUGCCGCAACUCCUCAAAUAGCAUAUACUGCCUCCAAAGGCGCAGUUAUAGCAUUAAGUCGAGAAUUAGCAGUUUGCCAUGCUCGUGAAAACAUUCGCGUUAAUGCAAUAUGUCCGGGACCUUUACGUACUCCAUUAUUAAUGAAUUAUCUAAAUACAGAUGAAAAAAUAAGUAGACGUUUAGUUCAUGUACCAUUGGGAAGAUUUGGCGAGCCAAUUGAAAUAGCCAAUGCCGCUUUAUUCUUGGCCUCUGAUGAAUCAUCCUAUAUUACAGGCAUCGAAUUUAAAGUUGAUGGUGGUCUCACUGCUGCUUAUGUGACACCCGAAGAACCUGGUACCAGUUUACCACCAAAAAAUUUUUUCAAACCCUCAGAAGGAACUAGUUAA
Funneliformis geosporum is the source of this 804-nucleotide messenger RNA. Lineage: Eukaryota; Fungi; Glomeromycota; Glomeromycetes; Glomerales; Glomeraceae. The record is from the annotation of a GenBank genome assembly.